CGUAGGAGUGAUGCGGAGACCAGGGGGAGCCUCCACCUUGUCUGGGUGUGUCUCCUACUAAAAGCAGCAGGUACUGCCGCAUUGUUGCUCUCGAGUUUCUGCUAGACGACUUGAACCGUCCAGAAUGGAUCUAUUCGACUUUCUGCUUCUUUUUCUCCUCUCUUUUACCGGGUCCUGUUUUGCGCAGAGUGUUCUGCCACCUGGUCCAAAGGAUGCAGCUGUGGGGCAAAAUGUGACCCUUAAUCUCCUUUAUGUGACGAAGCCAGACGACAUCACAGUCUGGAGUUACAGUAACGGAGCUACAGCUACUAACGUCGCUACUCUUCGUCCUACCGGGGUUCAAGUGAACGCAGCAUACAAAGGAAGAGCCUCCGUCAACACAACCAACGGAUACCUGACUCUCGCCUCGCUGACUGCGAAAGACAGCGGAGAAUACAGCGUGAGCAUUAUAGGAGAUGGAGACACUUUAACCGGAGAGAUUAAAGUCAGAGUCCUGGAUCCGGUGUCUAAUGUAGUCAUCAAGUCUGACCUUCCUGAAGCCAUCGAGCAAAACAGCACCGUGGUUCUCACAUGUUCUGCCUCAGGCUCUUUCUUGAAAUUCUCCUGGACCAACAUCACCUCGCCCAUCGUGGCUGACGGGACACGGCUGACGUUCACAGAUACGGACAAUUCCAGUAAGCUCACCAUCAAAGAUGUGCUCAGGUCAGACCUGAUGGGUCCCAUCUUCUGCAAAGCUGAAAACUCACUGCAAAGUGCUCAGAGCCCUGCUUUUAACCUCACUGUUUACUAUGGACCAGACAAUGUCUUCAUCACCCCCCUGAAACCUACGGAGUACAUAGAGUCCAAAACUGACUUCAACCUGACUUGUUCGACCACCUCAAGCCCGCCUGCCACCUUCACCUGGUUUCACAACACGACCCCAAUCAAGGCCACCGGUCCAAUCCUCACCUUAAAAACCAUAGAGGAGCAGGGAUUUGGGAAGAGAAUAGGUGACUACAGUUGCAGAGCCCAAAACGCCAAGACCAGCCGGAUGGCCUCUUCUGCUGCUGUUCGAUUCACAGUGAUGGAGCCUAUUUCAGGUGCUAAAAUUACCUACCCAUCCGGUGUCCUCAUCGCCGGCAACAGCUCGGCCAACCUCAGCUGCCAGGCAAUGUCGGGCAAUGUGACGGAAAUAACCUGGCUAAAGGAUGACAAACCUCUGGUUUCCGGCCCCCUCGUGGUGAUUUCCAGUGACAAAAGCUCAGUUUUUAUCAGCUUGCUAAAGAAAGAAGACAAUGGACUCUACACGUGCAGGCUACGCAACGCAGUCAGUAAAAAAGAAGAUUUCUACAAGAUGGUGGUAAUCUAUGGGCCUGAACCAGCCAAAGUGGAAGGUGACAAUCAAGCACAACUGGACCAACGCGUGGUGCUCACCUGUGCCGCCGCGUCCAUCCCUCCCGCAAACAUCACCUGGAAGCUAAAUGGCACCGUGCUGAAUACCAAAACAAAUGAGUUUAUUAUCGAGAAUGCUUUGUACAAAGACUCUGGGACGUACACCUGUGAGGCGUACAAUGCCGUCACCGGCAGGACUACGACAUACUCCCACGUUCUCAUGGUUAAAGAAGAGAUCGAUAAUGGUCUCUCAGAUGGAGCCAUCGCUGGAAUCGUUAUCGCCUGCCUCGUUGCUUUGGCGGCAAGCAUCGCCCUAAUCUUUUACUGUCGACAGAAAGUACCGGUUGAGUCACCGUACUAACCAUGCCCCUGCAGGCUGCUGGCUCAAGCACCUCAUCGUUUUAUUUCCCAUGAUCCUCUUGUGCAGCCACAGAAGGAGCGCCCGGGUGGAUCCUGCUGGUUUCCUGUGAAAGACUCGUCCAACCGGCAGUUCCAUCACGCCGUUCCGCCUCCUUUUGUCUGGCUGUCAAGGACGAUGGAAAUUAGAAAAUAAAAAUAAAAACAAAGCAGUGGAUUAUAUCAGGAUUUGGAUUAGGAACCGUAAUUUUAAUUAAAACACAAUUAGUUAGCUUUUUUUUGCUACUUUUACUGUAAGACCACUGAUUUCCCCUGGAUUACUGCCUUCCACGUGUUUUUGACAAACUCCUAUUUUUCUCUUUUUCUCGCCUGAUCAGAUUUUUUUUUUUUUUUAAUUCAAGGACAAAAAAAUUCUUCUACGGAGACUUUUCUUGGACAAAAACUGGUGGACUGAUGGUUGUGAGGAGACACACACACACACACACACACACACACACACACACACACACACACACACACACACACACACACACACACACACACACACACACACACACACACACACACACACACACACACACACACACACACUCGAGUAUUACCAAACAACUCUGAUCUCAGAGGCCACCCAAGUAAACAUUCAGGUAUUUUGCUUCAUAACAGUAUCUGAAAAAGGUUUGAUUCAUCUCCUUGUACGUACCAGAUGGGCGGAGUUUUCAUGAUAGGCUUUUUAAAUUAACUUUUAGAAGUUUUCUUGAGGUUUGAAGCUUUUAUCCAUUAAAAUGUAGGUCUCAGAAUACCUCAGUUUGUUUGGUGCUCACAGAUUUAAGGGUUACUUAUAUUUUUUAGCACAUUUAGCCAAAACCAAGUUGGUUUGUUUCACUUUGAGGUCACUACAGAAAUAUCCAGGAUAUCUCCCUCCUUUGUUCCUUUAAUCUUUCCUUAUCUCACCAAUAAAAAACAAAUACUUGCCAAAAAAUUCUCAGAAACCAACUAAACAGAUUUUAAAAUAAAGAUCUUUGGAAACAAACGUAAGGCGACAUAGUUCAAAUCAAGAUUAAAUUUUUUUGAAGAUUCUCAAUUAUUGUGCACAAUAGAUUCAAGAACAGAUUUUAGUUUACAAAAUAACUUUAAAAGGCUAAUAAAAUCAGAUUAAAAGUGUAAAAAAUAAAUAUUUUAUAGUAAUGAUGAUUUUAUCUUCGGUUUUAUUAAAUAUUUUGUUCAUGUCACUCAUAUUCACUGCAUUUGUGUUUAAAAUUUAAUGUAAAUUUCAGGCAGAAAUGUUUUACGGGAGUAAUCACCUUGAAACAUGUGACUGUUGCUAAUGCAAAACAGGAAACGCAUCACAUCAAAGCUUUCGUCAGAUAAAUCCUGUCACUGCCUCAGCCUGCCACACAAGACCUGGCAAAGCUUUCAAAUGUGACUUCUUUUAGACGUCCAAACAGGAUUUAAACCGAGUCAGAAGUUCAUCAGAUCCACUAAAGGAAAGUAAUACUUUCGAAAUUCUCCUCAAUGAAGGUUGUAAUGAGUUCCUGCUCCAGACGUGUGGAAAGUGUCGGUUCAUCUUUACUGAGUUGGAUCUGUGGGAGCGCCCAUUUGCUCAUCUGAAGUGUGGAUCAUCAGAAUCUAAUCUUUCAGAAUAAAUCAUUAACAUUUGAAUAAAAAUAGCAUCUAAUUAAAUAAAUCCAUCCAACUUAUCAGCUUUUUGGGCCACUACUUGCCACCAGGCUGCCAUGUUUCACCAGUUCUGCUCUGCAAGUCAAAUCUGAACUAAGUCCCAGCUUCCUUAGCUCCAGUUCAGGAUCCUGCCCACCAUUUGAAUCAUCCUCUCAUCUUGAAAAAUGCAAAGGAGGGACAAGUUAAGAGGCAAGAUUGAGCACGCAGAGCCAAGAAGGAGCAGGAAGGCUUUAGCUGGAAAGUUCUGCUCACUUUUACUAUAAUUGGACACAAGUUGUUUUGGACUAAAUCAUCAUUUGUGGAAGCUAAUUAUAAAAAGUGUAAAAAAAUAAGUUCAAAAAGCAUCAAAAACACUUUUUGUAUUAUUCUGACCUAUUGAGUAUUUAUCCAUCCACGUCAGCUGAUUUAUUUGCAUUUUUCGCUUGAUGAUUAGUGGUUGUGUGUGGUUACAGACUUCCAUGUGCACUGAUCUCCAGGAAAAAAAGGGAAAAAAAAAGUAUUUAUUUUGUAAUUUUAUGACUGGAGAUGAAGAUCGAGAUCAGCAGGUCACACGUCCAGAAACUUGUCCCAAUUUUUGAAAAACUGAAUGGUGAAAAACUUUAAAAGAUAAUGUCUUUAUCUUAGGAUGACACAAAGCACAGAAUGUAUGAAUAACAGCUUGUAGAUAUGACAUUUGUUGUCCUAAACUGCCCUGACUGUAAAUAGAAACAUGUACGACCCUGUAAACAGUUGUUUUGUUUUUGUUUUGUGGAUUCUAUAUUUGGGGUUUGAUUUCAUGUUACGAAUUAAGAGGUUAUGUUGAUGUUUACAAAACCUGGUUCACCUCGUUAAAAAUCCUGUAGAAAACCGUCAAACGCUCCGAUCUACCAGGAGAAACAUUCUGUAACAAGUGAUAAACAUCUUUGAAAUAUUUUCCUAAUUUUGACUUUGUUGCCUUUUGUUUUGUUCCUUUUAUUGGGUUUUUACUUUUUACCUCUGAGGUGUCACUAUUUAAAAAGAAACAACCAAUUAGAGUCUCUGUGCGAGUUCAAACCAUCCAAUCACAACCCUUUCCUGUGUCAGCAUGACCUAACAGUUCAGGCCGCCCUCGGCCGCCACGCCCGAGUCUCCUCCGUACGUCUGAGGAAAUAAUCUGUCUUAACAAGUCUUCUUCCUUCAGAUGACACUAAAACGUCUUCAAGGCGAAAAAUGCAAAGAAAAAAUCUGUUCCAGCAGUUUUUUUUUCUUUCUAAACUAGACUAAUAAUCUGUUUUUGCCCACAUGACUCAUUUUCUUCCUCUUGUUUGAGAGUUAUUGAAAGAUUAAUUCUUCGUGAACUCAAGAAUUUGGCCAUUUUCACCUUUGAAAUAAUUAAGCUAGUUUAAGGGCUCGCCCCCUACAGCCUUUCUAAAGUGUAGAUUUGACUAAAAAUGACAAGAACCUGAGUAACGUUCAUAUUAAACGCGAAGUUUUACCUCACAGACCUUGUGGAGUUCCUGCAGCAGAACGACAGUAACAACAACAGUGAGCCAACUGUGUGCACUAGCCUAUUGUUUCAGUACAAGAAUGAUUUUAAGUGCAACGAUCAGUUAUACAGUUGAGCCCACAGAACUUAAUAUGCAAAGAUCUGAUAGACUGCUACAGAAAACCUAAAAAAAUCUAAAUGCAAUAAUCUAGUUUAAAGCUUAUGUGCUGAAAGAAGGAGGAGAACUGAUUUUAUUUUGAUUUUAAGACUCACUUAGAUUUUAUGCAUUUUCUCUAAAGGUUGCACACCUGUAGACCAGUCCAGCGGCUCCCUAAGUUGGGGUCGUGACUCCACUGGGUCACCAAAAACCACACAGGGGGUCUUGAGAUAAUUUCCAGAUAUCAAAAUAAAAUUCAAAAACAACAGCUGAAGCUAUAUUAUUGCCAUCAUUGUUAAAAAUAAACUCAGCUAAAUUUUCAUAAGUGGAUACAAGUAAAGUGCCCUGAAUUAUUUAGCUUUUUAAGUAUGUUUGUAUCAUCCGUUCAGAUUUCUGGGGUUUCUACCAUUUCUAUUUAGUGGAUCUGAAGCAGAAAAGUUCAGAAACCGCUCGACUACUAUUGCUCCACAUACAUCUGAGGUAAGAUGUUACUCUAAUAGAUUCUGAUGUUGUGUUUCGGACUGUAUUGUGUAAAUAAAAAGCUACAUUAUAUAUAUAUAUAAUUUGAAGCCCUAAAAAGAAGUAAGGUGCAUCAGGCCUGAAUUUCAGUUUGGUGGAUUUUUCUCUUACCUAGAUUUUAGGACCUCAAAGGGAUAUUUUUGAACAAUUAGUUCAAAAGACACAUAAUGUAAUUUUUUUUUAAAUUAACUGAAUAAUAAUUGGCUUGAAUAAAUAUGGCAAGAAGCCAAACAUACUCGUAUGAGGAGGUCAGUUUUCACCUUCAAGUGCAUUCUUGUGUAAAAAAGAUGCUUCCCCCUUACUGGAAUUUUCUUAGCUUCACCUUAUCUUGCUCAGGAAGUUUUGCAGCUGCACACUACUUAAUACCACGUGCACAGGAUGGGGAUUAUAAUCCCUUUUUUUUUUUUACUGAAGAUAAGGAAAGCUGAACAAGUAAAGGCAAGAAAGGAAAGCAAAUCAGCUGAACAAGAUGGUUAAAAAUAUAAAAAUGCAAGAAUUGUUAACAAUUUGUGCAACUCAAGAAGCAGCAAACUCCAAAAGGAGCAUUGUAAAACUGGAACAGGCCGGUCUGAAUGUGUUUUUAUUGGAAAGGCAAACACCAGAAUAAAGUUAUGAUUUAAUCUGAAAUCCCCUUCUCUGCAUAAAGGACCUACCAGGAUGUUUUUGUCCAUGAAAAUGUUCAAACGUUUAAAGAAUGGCUGGAAUUUGUGCUGCCAUCUUCUGCUGGAGCCAUUAUUUGCAGCUGGAAUGUGCAGCACCAAGCAGGUCCUCUUCCCACACGUUAACGUCACAGCCUGGCUACACAUCUGGUCACAAGCCAACCCUGCUGAAAGUGAAGAAAGAACAAAAAACCUGUAACAAUAUUGGUUUCUAUCACACUGAUGUGAUCCAUGCUUAUGAGUAGCUUGCUGAUGUCUGGAAAGAAGUGAUCAUGACAGACAGCCGUGAUCGACAGCUCCUCGGCUUGUGUCCACAGCGACCUACAUGGAAGCUGUAGGUGAUUUAAGGGGAAACUAUUGUGUGAUGAUAUGCUGACAGGAGUUUGAUUGCCAACUCUCCACCCUGCUGCUGAUGUUGUUCAGCCUAAAUGAACUAAUCAGCAUAAUGGAAGCCACUGCAUUUGAAAUAAGCUGGCUUGUCUUAAGCGCAGUGACAAGUGGGAUUUGUGGUUUGAGUCGUGUAAACAGAGAAAACGCUACAGCUUUUUGUUUUGCACAUCGCACACCAGGAUGUUAGAAAACAAUCAUUGCUGUUGACGUGGGAAGAAAUCUGGUAGAGGAGAAUCAAAAUGAGCCAAAACAUGAACUUUAUGUCAGAUGUUGAAUGACUGUAAAAGAACCGUUAUUAAUCCAAUAUUCUUCCUGUCGUAUUGCAAAAUAAAAUGGCCUCAGUUGGUCUUGAAACUUCAGC
Messenger RNA from Nothobranchius furzeri (turquoise killifish), 6935 nucleotides. RefSeq names its product cell adhesion molecule CEACAM5. The record is from RefSeq and is a predicted model, not a curated record. Lineage: Eukaryota; Metazoa; Chordata; Actinopteri; Cyprinodontiformes; Nothobranchiidae.